CACACUGUACACAUCACUUACCACCGUCGCACCAUGAAGUACUUGGUUUUGGUAUUGUGUACUGCGGUGGUGGCCGCGAAGCCGGUCGAAGAUGACGUCAUGGGAUCCGUCGUUGGGGUCGUCAAGAAUUGCGGGGAAGCGGACGUCUCCUUGUGUCUUAAGGAAAAAGCGCUGAAGUACGCGGAAAAUCUGGCAUCAGCCCGCGAAAUCAGCAUCACAGACGGCAUAACUCUCAUUGGAACUGGAUCUUCCCGAUCAGCCAGGUCCUUCGAGCCUCUCCCAGAGGAGCCCAGGGCUAGAGAGAACCUGGUGGAGUCCAGGCUUCUGGACGCAGCUGCUGAUUUCCUUGAGAACCAUGUGAUCCAACUGCGUAUGCCGAAAGGCGCGGUAGAGGAUGUCAAACGCUCGCUUGAGGAAGGCCGUGGCAAGAAGAAGAAGCUAAAGCAGCUGUUGCCCAUCUUCGCUCUGCUCCAGCUCAAAAUCCAGUCAUUGAUCCCACUCUUCCUUGGAAUCAUCGCGUUUGCUGCUAUCAAGGGUCUGAUGCUCGCUAAGGCCGCUCUCCUAGCAUCUGCUCUACUCCUUCUCAAGAAACUCCUCUCAAAACAGGAACACCAUGAAAGCUAUGAAGUGGUAGCUCACCCGCACCACGACGAACAUUUCUCACACCCAAGCCCCCAUGGAGGCUGGGGACGGUCCCAGGACGCCCAAGACAUGGCCUACAACGCCUACAACUAAACCUAAGAACAGUCAAACGAUUAUUUAUUUAAUUUAUUUAAAUUAUUGUUGAAUGUUAAGCCACGAAGCUCCGCGUCACCACUUUUUAUUGUACCUGUUCUGUUAAGUACAAAUAGGUUUAUAGCUUUAAUAUUUCCUUGUUCAUGACCUAGUCACUUCGCUUUUUAUGCUUGUGUAAAUAGCUCUUUUUUAUAUGUAUGCUUAUGUAAUUUUAUGUAUUCAUUUUCGAUACUUAUGUAUGUAUUUCGUACUUUCGAUUUCUCGUAUUAUAUUUUGAUUAUAUUAUGUAGGUAUAUUAUAUUCUUCGUAUAUUUUAUGUAACGGUGAUGCUUCUAUGAUGUUCCUUCCUACCAUUUUCCUUUUCAGAUCAUCUCAGCCAUAUUUAAUUUAUUACGCUAGAUAACAUUCAAAGAUUGUUAAAUAUUUGUUAAAAAUACAUAAAAAUAAAGAAAUAUAUUACA
Molecule: messenger RNA, 1196 nt
Organism: Colias croceus (clouded yellow)
Lineage: Eukaryota; Metazoa; Arthropoda; Insecta; Lepidoptera; Pieridae
Exons: 3
Coding region: 34-735 (233 amino acids)
Source: RefSeq, a predicted model, not a curated record